CAGGAUGGCACCUUGUCACUCAUCUCACCCCAGACCAAAUCCUUCUCCAGCACGCAGUGCAGCCACAGCUGACAGAACAACAGCAUGUCACUCCACAGCCUCUGUGUGCAAGCCGUCCUUCUCAUAAGCGUCCUGUCCGUCUGCUCACCUUCAGGUGGUUCAUCUGAGAGUAGACUUCACAGGAUCCUCAUGAAACGAGAUGCAAAGGAGCUGGUAGCCAGGCCUAAAGCACAGAUCGCAGUGUCGCAGUCCAAGGCUAAACAGUUUCUGUCAGAGCUUCACAGGACUAAGAGAAAUGUGUGGGACCGUAGCCGCCCCGACGUCCAGCAGUGGAUCCAGCAAUUCAUGUACAUGGGCUAUGAUGAGGCAAGACUUGAGACUGAUCUCUCCUAUUGGAUGGACCAGGCCAGAUCAAAUGACCAGGGCCGGCAGCAUCAUCAUGAUGAGAAUGCACCAAUGAGCCAACAGGACCCCAGUUCCUACAGACACGGGGCCAACGUCAAUUAUGAUUACUAUUAAACCACUUUACAAACUAUCUUGAACCUAACGUUCGCUGUGAGAAUAAGAAUCCAUUCUAGUGCAAUGUAUAUACCGCACAACCUACACAAUGUCCCGUAUACAGUAUGAUGUGUAUAUGAUUUUUAAAUCAAGUUAAAAGUAGUCUUUAAAAGUAGUACUUUCGUCAAGUAGGAUUUUGAGGAGAAGCAAAUCGAGUUUGGAUAAGAGAGAGUGGAAUUAAUGCACAACAGUGAAUAAAAAAUGACUUUUUUUUUUUCUUUUCUUGUUUGUAUUCUAUGAUUGCAUUGAAUCCUGACUGUAUUGUAAAUAUAAUGAAAGUGGCUACAUCUUGAAUAAAACUUCAGUGAGGUGACAGACA
Messenger RNA from Megalobrama amblycephala (Wuchang bream), 877 nucleotides. RefSeq names its product ECRG4 augurin precursor b (gene ecrg4b). Gene Ontology annotation, biological process: G1 to G0 transition; central nervous system development; cellular senescence. The record is from RefSeq and is a predicted model, not a curated record. The transcript has 4 exons. Bases 85 to 519 code for a protein of 144 amino acids. NCBI's taxonomy places the organism in Eukaryota, Metazoa, Chordata, Actinopteri, Cypriniformes, Xenocyprididae.